Molecule: messenger RNA, 1818 nt
Organism: Rotaria socialis
Lineage: Eukaryota; Metazoa; Rotifera; Eurotatoria; Philodinida; Philodinidae
Source: the annotation of a GenBank genome assembly
AUGCUUAAAGGACGUCUAUGGCGUUUUUUAAUAUGCUUUUUUAUACUCUAUUUAAUAUCUCUUUUGUUUUUCCUUCGUUAUUUUAAUUCUGAUGAAAAUAAAACAACAACAGUAUCACAAAAACACCAUGCACGUGUUAUUGUCGAUGAUAAUCAAGAACAAAAUAAUAAUAAUCACCAUCAUGUGGUUGAACGGCAAGCUGAAAACAAUAAACCAUCAAAUAUAGAAUUAGAAAAUAAACAAAAUAGUCGAUCAAGUUUAGAACCUGUAAUGCAGAAUGGUACAUAUGGUAAUUAUGAAUUGAAAAGCAUAGUUAAACCAUCUGGUCCUGGUGAAAAUGGUGAAGGUGUUCAAUUGAACGGAGAAGAUGUUAAACGAGGAGAAGAAUCUGUUGCUGAAUAUGGCUUUAAUGAAGUAGCAAGUGAGAAAAUCUCAUUAGAUCGACGUGCACGUGAUACCAGACCACAAGAAUGUAAAUAUUGGAAUUAUCCAAGUGUUGAUAAAUUACCAACAGCAUCCGUUGUGCUUGUCUUCUACGAUGAAGGAUGGUCAACACUAGUACGAACAUUUCAUUCUGUAAUUAAUACAAGUCCAAAAGAAUUAUUGAAAGAUAUUAUUCUUGUCGAUGAUUACAGUGAUCAAGAACAUAUAACUGUUCGUUUACCGGAAUAUAUUAAAAAAUGGAAUGGUCUUGUAAAAUAUGUUCGAACAAAAGAACGAGUUGGACUUAUUGAAGCUCGUGUUGUUGGCGCUCGUGCUGCUGAAGGUGAUGUUAUUGUUAUCUUAGAUGCUCAUUGCGAAUGUGUAACAAAUUGGUUGCCACCAUUAUUGACUCGCAUUGCUUUAAAUCCUAAAACGUUAGCUGUACCUAUUGUUGAUGGAAUUGAAUGGAAUACACUUCGGCAUAACGCAGCCUACGGUGGUACACUUUUUCGAGGUAUAUGGGAAUGGGGAUUUCUAUAUAAAGAAACGGGAUUACCACAACGUGAACAAAGUCAAAUGAAAUAUCAAACUGAACCAUAUAAAAGUCCCACUCAUGCUGGUGGUCUUCUUGCUAUUGAUAAAAAAUGGUUUUUUGAAUUAGGAGAACAAUAUGAAUUGAGUUUUAAAGUUUGGAUGUGUGGUGGUCAACUUGAAUGGGUUACUUGUAGUCAUGUCGGACAUAUUUAUCGAGGGCCACGUCGACGUAGUAUGCAUCCUCGGGGUGGAAAUAUUCAUCAAAGUCAUAUAAAUCAUUUACGUGUUGCUGAAAUUUGGAUGGAUGAAUAUAAAGAAUAUUAUUUACGUCGUCAACCAAAUCAGGCUCAUCUUGAAAUUGGUGAUACUAGUGAGUAUAAAGCAUUAAGAAAACGCUUGAAUUGCUCAAGCUUUAAAUGGUUUAUGGAUAACGUUGCUUAUGAAAUGGCUGAGAAAUAUCCACUACCACCAGCUAAUCAUGUUUGGGGUGAAAUGCGCAAUGAUCAAUAUCAAAAAUGGUGUGCCGAUACACUUGAUAAUCAAUUUGGUCGACCCAUAGGCAUAUCCGGUUGCCAUAGUCAAGGUGGGAAUCAAUUGUUUCGUAUAAAUGUAGAAGGCGAAUGGUCAUCGGGUGAACAUUGUUUCGUAUCUGAAGGCAAAUCUAUUGUUGCAAGACAUUGUGUACAAACGGGCCGAUGGGUUCCAAAAGGUGAAUGGACGUAUGAUAACAAUACACGACAGAUUCGUUCAACAGAAGUUUAUAAAUGCGUUGCAACCGAUGAGAAAACUUUAUUUCUUGACAAUUGUGAUGAAAAAUCAUUAACUCAAAAAUGGACAUGGAAAGAAACUUACGUAGUAUAA